Molecule: messenger RNA, 5330 nt
Organism: Stegodyphus dumicola
Lineage: Eukaryota; Metazoa; Arthropoda; Arachnida; Araneae; Eresidae
Molecular function (GO): zinc ion binding; nucleic acid binding
Source: RefSeq, a predicted model, not a curated record
AUUUCAACAACGCGCGAAUGAGAUUUGCUAUUUGCUAAGACCAUAUUGCUAGAAUACGACAUAUUCAAGUUUUGAAAAUUAAUAUUUGAACAUUGAGAAAGAGCAUGAAUUCCAAUGAAUGCUAUAAAUGCCAUAAAAUAGGCCACUUUGCUCGUGAAUGUACUCAAAAUGGAGGCAUUAGAUAUAUUGGAUCAAGAAAUCGUGGAGGCAGAGGUGGAAGAGUAGAUAUGCGUUCUCUUCCAAGAGAGAAGUGUUUUAAGUGCAACAGAAUUGGUCAUUUUGCCAGAGAUUGUAAGGAAACUGAAGAUAGGUGUUACAGGUGCAAUGAAGCUGGUCAUAUAGCCAAAGACUGCGACAGUGCUCCAGAUGAAAUGUCAUGCUAUAAUUGUGGAAGAACUGGUCAUAUUGCACGAGAUUGCAAAGAGCAUGAGAAGACUUGUUACAUUUGUGGGAAGCGGGGGCAUAUAUCUAAAGACUGCGAACAAGAUGAUCGUAAAUGUUAUGGCUGUGGUAAAAUAGGCCAUAUUUCUCGUGACUGCCCAGAAGCUGACAAAGAUGAAAGGAAGUGUUAUAACUGUGGAGCAGGUGGCCACAUAAGUAAGGACUGCCCAGAAUCAGGGAGUUACAUUGAAGCAGAUGAGCCAGUAUGUUACAGGUGCAAUGAGAAAGGCCAUAUCGCACGGAACUGCAAUUCUACACGUGGUAACAAGUGCUACUCCUGUGGGGAAAUGGGGCAUAUAGCCCGUGAAUGUGAGUCCAAAGCUUAGUAAAGGCAUCUCUCUAUCUCUUGGAAGAUGAAUCUGUAAAAGUAAUGUCUGGAAAGCUGCAGCUUCUGUGGCAUCCUUCCUUAAUGUCGAUGAGUGGAAUGCCAUAAUGCAGCAUAAAAGUGUUUGAUGCCGGUGAGUUGUGUGAUUCUUCAUACUAUAUUGUUGCUGCUUUUAUUAAUUAUUGUUGGAUGAAGUCUCAUGUCUUGUGAGAGGUUUGUUUGUAGUCAGGAAUUGAUAUGUCACUUACUUGCUGGCUGAGAAUUCUAUUUAAAGUUGCAAUGCAACAGUCAUAUUAUUUAUGCUCAUGCGUAAGGUUUUUAAUUUCAGUCAUGCAGUGUUUUCAUGGAUAUGAUUUGCCAUGUGUAUUUCCUGUGUGAAUGUAUAUUGCACAGUUCAUCUAUGCUUGCAAGAUUUUUAGAGCAUUGUUGACCCACUGAAAUAUUUUAAGAGACCAUUUUGUCUGGAUUUGUGAUUACUGGUUGUGUAAAACACGGUAGAGUGUAAACUUCCUGCAACAGUUGUUAUACUCUUUGAAUAUUGUAUUGAUUCCCUUAAAAAUGAUUGUUAUAUAUAUAUUGAAUGUUAUAAGGAAAGAAUUAUUAGUAUUCAUGAAUUCAUUAUUAGGCAUUAUAGCACUCUAUUUCCUUAAAUGUAAACUAAUAGUAGGCUUCCCAUUUUUUUGGACAUUAUUUUUAAACGAUUUGUGUAUUUCUCUGACACUUUCAUUUUAAAUUUAAAUAUAUAUAAAUACUGAAAAGUGGCAAAUUUGCCUGUAUUGAAUUAUUAACAGAAGAUUUUAUUACUCACAAAUAAUUCAUGUAUAUUGGAAAAGACUUCUUAUAGAAGAUAAAUAAGGGCAAAAUAAUUUUAUUAAACAAAAAAGUUGAUUGUUCAGAUAUCUUUGAAUUGAAAAUUAUAUAAUGUGAAAGUAAUAUAAUUAUGUGAAAGUAAUAUAGAUAUUUAUAUUCACAGAUGAAAAUCUUUGGGUUUGGUUUUAUAAAAUAUAGACUUGUCAGAAGUUAUGUUUUUGAAUAAUUUUUUUUCUGAUGUUCAUUAUUGACGCGUUGCUUUAUGAAGCUGCAGAUUUUUUAGUUGUAUUUUGAAAAAUCCAUAUAUUAAUUUCUAAGAGAGUAAAAUUAAAUGUUAGAAGUUUCCAAAUUUCUGUUAUUAUUAUUGCAUUAUGUGAAUAUGCUAUUAGCAAGUACAUCAUAUAGUUUAUUUAGUAAGAAAUUUAAAAUAUUAUAGAAACAAGGGAUAAUAGUUUUGAAAUGAGGCAGAAAAGCAACCUUGCAUUGGUGUAGAUUUUGAAUGAAGCUGUUAUUAAUUUCAGGAUUAUUAGACAAUUAGACAUAAGUUUCUCUUCUUCAGAAAAAAAAAAAAAAGGGGGGGGGGUAAUAAUAUUAUGAAGAUAAUUUUUAAAAGUGCGGAUCAAAUUCAUACAUCUUAAAUAAUAUGUUUUGAAGAAAUGAAAUACAGACAUAGCACAGGAUGGUGCAAGUUUGAUUCUGGGAUCUUCAGUGUGGUAAAAUGAGUAACAAUAGCAAAGAUAAGAACGUUUUUUAAAAGUGUCAUAUUUAGUGAAAUAAGAAGUUAGAGAAUUAUUUUGUUAUAUAUUGAUUUGAAUAACUAAAAAAACAAAAUAAUUCACCUGAAACUUUCUUUUGUAAAAUGUUUCUAAGCUUAGCAUGAGACUUUUUAAGCAUUCUUUGCUUCCUAGCUUGAAUUUCAGAUUUUGAAAAAGAAAUUUCAGUAGACUUAUUAUUUUUCAAGCAUUUUUAUCAAGUGAAUGCUAAAAAUUUAAGCUCUUUUGGAAAAUCAUGUUUAUUUCCUCAAAUGGGUUCACCUUCUGUUAGAAUUUUUGUUGUUAUGUUCAGAAAUCCCUCUUUUAGUAAUAAAGUUACUCAUGAGGCAAAUCUUUGAAGUUAAGACAGUUUAAAAAGACAUUACUAAUUUUAGACUGAGGACAAAGAAAGAUCAAAGAGGGGAGUAAUAUUUAAGAUAAUAGAUUAGGUGUUGUGGUCAUCUAUGCUUAAUCAGGAUCAUCAUUUGCUUUCAAAUUGCUGAAAAUAUUGACAUUAGCUUUGAGUAAAUCGCACAUCAAGUCUUAAAACUAUGAUAAAUAAAAUGGUUAAAAAUGCAUGAAAUUUUGGUUGCAACUGUGAAAUUUAUAAUGCACCUUAGUAAGUAGUUCUGGAGUUUCCUAAUUAUUACAUAAAAUAUAGUAACUGAGAACAGGAUUUCAUUCUAUAUGGAAUUGGCAGAAAUAAUGAAAUAUUGAGAAAAGUCUGUAUUUUUUAGCAAUAGUCAAAAUUAAAUAAUCGUUUGAAUAUAUAAAUAUUAAAUCCAUAAUACUCGUUCAAAAUCCGAGGCCUUUUUUUAGUUAUCAGCUGGAUUAAUUUAUAUGUAAUAAAAUUGAAAAGUUUGAAAUUACCACAAUUGGGUACAAGUACAAAAAUGAUAAAUUGUUUGAAAGGUGCUGCUGAUCAACUUCAACUGAUUAUUACAGAGUUGCUUCAUAUUCAGAUUCAUAGGCAGAAUCAGUAUCUGUAUAGCAUAAUAAAAUGAGUUUGUAUAGAUUUUUAGCAUUCAAGCAAUAUAUGUAAUAAUAAUGUCUUUAUAUGUAGUAUGUUUGAAAAAGAUGGCCACGAGCUGUAUCUCCUUAUGCUAGAUAUUUGCUAGAUAAUUACAGAAUGUUUCAAGAUUAGGAAAUUUUAUGAAUACAGUUUUUUAGGAUGGGAUGGUUCUUCAUACUUUUUAUAUAGUACCAGCAAAGUAUAAAUUCCAAUUAGUAAAAUAUUUAUAAUACUUUUGUAGGUCAAACGCAAAAAAUUCUGCAACAUUAAUGGAGGUAUUAGGUGAAAAAAAAAAUAAUAAUACUUUUUCCAAUGCGUACUGUUAAAUGGUUUGUCAAAUUUUCACUGGAUUCAUUGGGGAAUUAUAAAAUAAAUAUAAUUUAACUGUUAAUAAUUCCGUAUUGAAUAAAACAGCACUAAUUAUUUAUUUAACACUUAACCUUUAAAAUUGUUAAUUCCAAGUAUGUCUACAAAUUUAGAACAUAAAGAUGUGAAACUUUUUAUAUUUAUCUUAUCAAAACAUAAUGGAUAUUUUGUUAAUUGAACUUUUCCUUUUAUGGGAAUCAUAUAAAAAUUAUAUUUUUUAUUUAGAGAACUUUCCUAUCUUCUAAGGCUAAAAUAAUUUUCGUAAAAUUCUUUACCUUACUUUGGAAAAAUUUUGUUGUUGGAAACAUAUAUCUGGAGUCAGUAUUUAAAGGUAUAAACUACUCUGUUUUACCAUCAUACAUAAUUAUGUGUAUUUUAAUUUUUGAAUCAAGCUGUGCCUACUACUCAAUUACUUUCUCUUAUCUGAAUGUAAUUAAAAGAUAUAAGUAGUACAUAAGUAGCAAGUUUUUCAACUAAAAUGAUAUAGAAUUUUUCUUGUAAUGUACUGCCUAAAGUAAAUUUUCAUUACUUUUUAACUUAAGUUGGUUUUAAAUCUUGUUAAUGCAGUUUGAUUAUAACAGCAAGAAAAAGCAGACAUCAGUAUUUUAUUAUCCCAACUGUUAUUUAAUUUGUUAGGUUUUCUGGAUACCAGUAUUUACAUAGUGUAUAAAUUUAUAUUUUAGUGUAAACUAAUUGAAUUAUGGUUUUGUGUGUAACGUUUAAAUUGAAAUAAAAUUGAAAUUAGCAUUUUAAUUCAUAUUAGAAACAAUAACUAAUAUGUUAAAUGUGUGAUAUUUUGGUGUUGAAAUGCAAAAACAGAUUUUAUCGAUUGUCAUUUAGCAUCAGUAUAUUACUGAUAUGUCAUAAAGAAACAAAAUUAGGCUGUGUUUGAUUUGCAUUUAAAAGGAUAAUUUUCCUUUAAUAUCCUUUGCUUAAGGGAUCGUUGAGUAGAUUUUUAAUCUGCAAUUUUUGUAUGCACAUCAUUGCGGGUCGAACAAUCCCUUUUUGAGUUACGAAUUAUGAAUUUCAACAUUUAAGUAAAGAAAAAGUUUAGUAUUCUAGCACUUUUCUUUUUCAAGCAUAUUAAAGAACUCUAUUUGCAUUGUGUUUAGUUUUUUUGUGUUGUGUUGAGAAUUAAAAUUACUGUAAAAUUAAUUUUUUUAAAAUUGAAAAUUAAAAAUAAAUAUAUAUGAUUCAUCUUUUUGAACAUUCUAGUCACAACAUUUUACAUAAUGAAUACAUAUAAGCGAGGAAAAACUUCGUUUUAAGAAAAUACUGUGCAUGUGUGUAAUAUUUUUAUACAUGUAAAUGUUUUUCAUGAUCUAUUUAAAAGUUUUCUUAUUUUAUAAACUUAAACUGUUUUAAACACUUGAGCCUAUUUAUAUUAGCGAAAUGUUAAUGAAUUUCUUCCAACAAUAUGAAAUUUUAUAUGAUCUUGCCCAUGAGGAAUUAUGUUAGGUGCAGUAUUACUUUCUAGAAAUGUUGUGAAAAUCUGUAAAAUUCAUUGUCUUUUUUUUUUUAUUAUAAAAUUUUGGUACUUACGUAUUAACGCAAUCAGGCCAAAAUUCGCAUAAAUUGCGAAAUUUGGCGACCCUACUUACGGCAACCUUACGUGUUAUACGUA